UACCUUAAUAUUAGAGAAAACAGUUACAGUUACCACCUUUUAGAUUUGUACCUUAAUAUAAGAGAGAACUGUCACAGUUACCACUUUUUAGAUUGGUACCUUAAUAUUAGAGAAAACAGUUACAGUUACCACUAUUUAGAUUUGUACCUUAAUAUUAGAGAGAACUGUCACAGUUACCACUUUUUAGAUUUGUACCUUAAUAUUAGAGAGAACUGUUACAGUUACCACCUUUUAGAUUUGUACCUUAAUAUUAGAGAAAACAGUUACAGUUACCACCUUUUAGAUUUGUACCUUAAUAUAAGAGAGAACUGUCACAGUUACCACUUUUUAGAUUGGUACCUUAAUAUUAACAUGAGGAGUCACAGUUACCACUUUUUAGAUUUGUACCUUAAUAUUAGAGAGAACUGUCACAGUUACCACUUUUUAGAUUUGUACCUUAAUAUUAGAGAGAACUGUCACAGUUACCACUUUUUAGAUUCGUACCUUAAUAUUAGAGAGAACUGUCACAGUUACCAAUUUUAG
This is a messenger RNA of Lottia gigantea (owl limpet), 522 nucleotides long. RefSeq lists its product as hypothetical. The record is from RefSeq and is a predicted model, not a curated record. NCBI's taxonomy places the organism in Eukaryota, Metazoa, Mollusca, Gastropoda, Lottiidae. The annotation marks the transcript as partial. The transcript has 2 exons.